Molecule: messenger RNA, 1251 nt
Organism: Fragaria vesca subsp. vesca
Lineage: Eukaryota; Viridiplantae; Streptophyta; Magnoliopsida; Rosales; Rosaceae
Product: exopolygalacturonase-like
Exons: 6
Coding region: 1-1251 (416 amino acids)
Biological process (GO): carbohydrate metabolic process
Molecular function (GO): polygalacturonase activity
Source: RefSeq, a predicted model, not a curated record
AUGAGCCUCGACUACUCGUUCGUUAGAUUGCUCUUAUUGCUCUCCUUGUUUUGCUUCCAAUGUGUGUUUGGCAGAGAAAGAGCAGCAGAUUCAGUAGGCUUGCAGACCAUCAAUGUAGAUCACAAGGCUAAAAGCUCUUUUGUUUUCAAUGUCAAGAGCUUUGGUGCCAAAGCAGAUGGCCAAACCGAUGACAGCAAAGCCUUCACAGCAGCGUGGAAAGAGGCGUGUCAGUCCAAAGGUAGAGUCCACCUCAUAAUCCCAAGAGGAAAAUACAUGGUUGGCCCUCUUAAGUUUUCAGGCCCCUGCAGAAACGUAUCGGCUCUAAAUCUUCGAAUGAAUGCUACAACCGAGUUGUCCAAGUAUGAAUUCGGUGGCGGUUGGAUUCAAUUUGCUUGGACCAAGGGGCUAACCUUGACCGGAGGCGGAACCUUUGAUGGUCAAGGUGCUAAAGCCUGGCCUCACAACAAGUGCUCUAAGGACUCCAAUUGCAAACUCCUUCCAACUAGUUUGAAAUUUAUUGGCAUGAAUAAGACAGUGAUCCGGGGAAUAUCUUCAGUGAACAGCAUGUUCUUUCAUAUAGCAGUUGUAGAUUGUCAUUACUUCAAAGGCAGUAAACUCAAGAUUCAAGCCCCAGAAACUAGUCCUAAUACUGAUGGAAUCCAUAUCGAACGAAGCUCAAGCGUGUACUUCUCUUCGUCACACAUUGCUACUGGUGAUGAUUGCAUAUCAGUUGGAGAAGGGAACUCACACGUUACCAUAACUAGCAUUGCUUGUGGACCUGGUCAUGGCAUCAGUGUGGGAAGUUUGGGAAAAUAUCCGAAUGAAGGAGAUGUGAGUGGGCUUGUGGUCAGAGACUGCACCAUUUCAGGUACCACAAAUGGUAUUAGGAUCAAGACAUGGGCUAACUCUCCAGGUAGAAGUGCAGCCACCAACAUGACAUUCACAAACAUCGUCAUGAACAAUGUGACCAACCCCAUCAUAAUCGAUCAGUUGUAUUGUCCACUAAGGUCUUGCGCUUCUCAGACGCCAUCGAAAGUGAAGUUGAGUGACAUAUACUUCAAGAACAUAAGAGGCACAUCUUCGUCUCAAGUUGCAGUUGCACUUGAAUGUAGCAGAGGGAUACCAUGCCAAAAUAUUUACCUUGAAGAUGUUCACCUGAACUUGGCAUCUGGGAAGAAGGAAGUCACUUCAACUUGCAGUAAUGUUAAAGCCAAAUUCAUUGGCACUCAAAUCCCACCUCCAUGUACUUAA